AUGUACUCAUCCGUCUUAAGCAUUGUUGCCCUGCUUGUAGCAGAGGCUGUUGGACAUGGCGCAGUCACGAGCUACGUCAUAGCAGGGAAGACCUACCCUGGAUAUCAAGGCUUCUCUCCUGCAAAUUCCAAAAAUGUUAUCCAGUGGCAAUGGCCCGACUACAACCCUGUCAUGUCGGUCACUGACGCCAAGCUCCGCUGCAACGGUGGCACUUCAGCAACUCUCAAUGCACAGGUACAGCCGGGUGACAGUAUUUCUGCUAUCUGGGGCCAGUGGACUCACAGUCAAGGCCCAAUUCUGGUCUGGAUGUACAAAUGCUCGGGUGCCUUUAGCUCCUGCGAUGGCUCUGGCCAGGGAUGGUUUAAGAUUGAUGAGGCAGGCUUCCACGGAGACGGCGUCAAGGUCUUUUUAGACACUGAAACUCCCUCUGGAUGGGACAUCGCCAAGUUGGUGGGCGGCAAUAAGCAGUGGACCAGCACGAUUCCGGCAGGGCUCGCCCCCGGCAAUUACCUCAUCCGUCAUGAACUGAUCGCCCUUCAUCAAGCAAAUACUCCGCAAUUUUAUGCCGAGUGUGCACAGCUCGAGGUCACUGGCUCGGGCACAGCCCAGCCAGAUGCUUCAUUCAAAGCCGCCAUUCCCGGUUACUGCAAGCAAAGUGAUCCUAACAUCAAGCCAAAUUGCUAUGGCACGGCUAUAGACGGAAUGCCAACUACGAAGUCGCCCAACAAAUUGGAUAUUUUCACCCUGACCACACUAGAACUAAAGAGCUACCCCGCCAUCGACGCGGCGUCCCCUGAGCAAUCGCAAGCAGGGCGCAAGGUACUCAUCACCGGGGGAUCCGCUGUCAUUGGGCGUGCCGCUGCCGAGGGCUUUGUUACCGCAGGGGCAGACACGGUUGUCAUCACCUCUCGGUCCGCAGAAAAGGCUACUCGGGUGGCUAAAGAGAUUGAAAGUUCAGGAAGUGGCCAGACUAAGGUAGUGGGAUAUCAGUACGAGAUCAAGGACAUCAACUCGGUAAAGGCAUUGUGGGAUAGUCUGGAACGUGAUGGGAUCCAGAUUGAUGUCCUAGUGCUGAACACGACAGAUUUGACUCCGGCUACUCCAGAGCGUAAGUACCGACUAAUUCAUAUUCGCCAGCUUUCACACAAGAAACUAACUGGACUGCCGCUGCAUUACACGGCCGCUAGCUCGUCACGCCUCGCUUUCAACCGAAUGCUGGCGGAUCUGGCGGACAAUACGCCGGCAGAUCAAAUGCAAAUUCUAAGCAUCCACCCUGGCUUUGUCCUCACACCUGAGAACAUGACCCAUGGCUAUCACGCCGACAGCCUGGGAACCCCAUUUGAUGAGGCGUCCCUGCCCGGCAACUUCUUUGUCUGGGCUGCUACACAGAAGGCUAAGUUUCUCCACGGGCGUUUUCUGUGGACGAAUUGGGAUGUGGAAGAGCUGAUGAGCAUGAGAGACAAAUUUGAGGCCGACAAGGGCUUCCUUCGACCAGGUUUGCAAGGAGUGGUAUCUCAGGAUUUUCCCAUGCUCAUUGCAGGUAUGGCCCGUGCUGUGUGA
Messenger RNA from Phaeoacremonium minimum UCRPA7, 1560 nucleotides. RefSeq names its product putative glycoside hydrolase family 61 protein. The transcript has 6 exons. Lineage: Eukaryota; Fungi; Ascomycota; Sordariomycetes; Togniniales; Togniniaceae. The coding region runs from base 1 to 1560 and encodes 519 amino acids. The record is from RefSeq and is a predicted model, not a curated record.